This is a messenger RNA of Miscanthus lutarioriparius, 1488 nucleotides long. Lineage: Eukaryota; Viridiplantae; Streptophyta; Magnoliopsida; Poales; Poaceae. The record is from the annotation of a GenBank genome assembly.
AUGGUGGAAAUCGUUUUCGCCGCGGCCGGCGCCGCGGCGCUCCUCGUCAUCCUCAUCGCCGCCUGCGUGUGCUGCUCGAGGAAGACGGCGCCGAGGAGGAAGAAGAGGCCUCACAAUCCCAUGCAUUACUACGCGGAUUCGUCGUCGGUGUGCAAAGGUAAUAGCAGCAUGUACUACCCGUCCGGGCCGCAGCCGCAGUGGCAGAGCGACACCGGCGCGGCGGCGGCGACGCUGAGCACCUUCGGCCCGCCGGGUGGGGGUGGCUGGCAUCCACAACCGCCGCCCGACAUGACCUCCGGCGCGUCGCUGCCGCCGCCGCCUCCGCACGAGGCGCUGGGGCUCGGCAAGGGCACGUUCAGCUACGAGGAGCUCGCGGCGGCCACAGGCAACUUCUCGGCGGCGAACCUGCUGGGGCAGGGCGGGUUCGGUUACGUGCACAAGGGGGUGCUCCCCGGCGGCCGGGUGGUGGCCGUGAAGCGGCUCAAGUCCGACAGCGGGCAGGGGGAGCGCGAGUUCCAGGCCGAGGUGGACAUCAUCAGCCGGGUGCACCACCGCCACCUCGUCUCCCUCGUCGGCCACUGCAUCGCCGGCGCGCGCCGCGUGCUCGUCUACCAGUUCGUGCCCAACAAGACCCUCGAGUUCCACCUCCACGGAAAAGGGCAGCCGGUGAUGGAGUGGUCGACGCGGCUGCGCAUCGCGCUCGGAUCGGCCAAGGGCCUCGCCUACCUGCACGAAGACUGCCAUCCUCGGAUCAUUCACCGCGACAUCAAGUCGGCCAACAUUCUCCUCGACAACAACUUCGAGGCGAAGGUCGCCGACUUCGGGCUUGCCAAGCUGACGUCCGACAACACCACGCACGUGUCGACCCGUGUGAUGGGGACGUUCGGGUACCUGGCGCCGGAGUACGCGUCGAGCGGGAAGCUGACGGACAAGUCGGACGUCUUCUCCUACGGCGUGAUGCUGCUGGAGCUCCUGACGGGGCGGCGCCCCAUCGACGACGCCGCGCCGGGCACCGGGCACCCGUUCCUCGACGACAGCCUCGUCGACUGGGCAAGGCCGGCGCUGUCGCGCGCGCUGGCCGACGGCGACUACGACGGCGUCGCGGACCCGAGGCUGCGGGGCAACUACGACCCCGUGGAGAUGGCGCGCAUGGUCGCCAGCGCCGCUGCCGCCGUGCGCCACUCGGCCAAGAAGCGCCCCAAGAUGAGCCAGAUCGUGAGGGCGCUGGAGGGGGACAUCUCGCUGGAGGACCUCAACGAGGGGGUGCGGCCCGGGCAGAGCAUGGCGUUCGGCACACCGGCCGCGGCCUCGUACAAGGCGAAGGCUCCCGGGCCGUACACGUCCGACAUGGAGCGGAUCAGGCAGGCGCCCAUGGCGAGCCCAGUGUACAGCGGCGCGGUCGUCGAGUUCGGCCGUCCCUCUACGAUCGCCAGCGAGGGGUCCUUCUGCGACGAUUUGAGUCCGGUGAAGGGUCAGCCACACCGGUAG